AUGGAGCUUAACGAUGUGAUUGUAAACCAGCCCGUCGUAAUUGAUAAUGGCUCCGGAGUGAUCAAAGCCGGUUUUGCUGGCGAUCAGAUACCAAAAUGCAGAUUCCCCAAUUACAUCGGACGACCGAAACACGUGAGAGUGAUGGCUGGAGCGCUAGAAGGGGAACUCUUCGUCGGUCCCAGGGCUGAGGAGCAUCGAGGACUCCUGAGCAUCAAGUAUCCCAUGGAACACGGCAUCGUCACCGACUGGAAUGAUAUGGAAAGAGUGUGGAAUUAUAUUUAUAGCAAGGAUCAACUAUCAACAUUCUCCGAAGAGCAUCCAGUUUUGCUGACCGAAGCACCUUUAAACCCCAGACGGAAUAGGGAAAAAGCAGCCGAAGUAUUUUUUGAAACCUUCAAUGUACCAGCAUUGUUCCUGUCCAUGCAAGCAGUGCUUAGCUUAUACGCGACCGGUCGUACGACGGGUGUAGUGUUGGACUCCGGUGACGGGGUCACGCAUUCAGUUCCCAUCUACGAAGGUUUUGCGAUGCCACACAGCAUCAUGAGGGUCGAUGUCGCCGGCAGGGAUGUUACUAGAUACCUCAGACUACUGCUCCGCAAAGAAGGGGUCAACCUUCGCACCUCAGCUGAGCUGGAGAUCGUGAAGUCGAUCAAAGAGAGGGCCUGCUACCUCUCUCCGAACCCUCUGAAAGAGGAAACGCUGGAAACUGAGAGGGCACAGUAUACACUCCCUGACGGUACCGGAUUGGAGAUUGGUCCAGCCCGGUUCCGCGCCCCCGAGGUCCUUUUCCGGCCUGAUCUCAUCGGCGAAGAGAGUGAAGGUCUACAUGAAGUUUUAAUGUUUGCCAUACAAAAAUCCGAUAUGGAUUUGCGCAAAGUAUUAUAUCAGAAUAUAGUACUCAGCGGUGGCAGCACCCUCUUCAGAGGCUUUGGAGAUCGCCUUUUAGCCGAAAUUAGGAGACUAGCGCCUAAAGACAUGAAGAUUAGGAUCUCAGCACCUCAAGAGCGUCUCUACUCCACAUGGAUAGGGGGUUCGAUUCUUGCUUCACUCGAUACAUUCCGUAAAAUGUGGGUCUCGAAAAGAGAGUAUGACGAGGAAGGACACAGAGCAGUACAUCGCAAGACAUUCUAG
Messenger RNA from Spodoptera littoralis (African cotton leafworm), 1131 nucleotides. The record is from the annotation of a GenBank genome assembly. NCBI's taxonomy places the organism in Eukaryota, Metazoa, Arthropoda, Insecta, Lepidoptera, Noctuidae.